GAAAGGCCACCACCAGAAAAGGCCCCCUCUCCUCCCCCUCGUUCUUCAACGUAUUGUGCGACAGAAACCAAAGUGGUACCAAGCCAGACGGUCGCGGUCGGUGGCGGUAUCGGUGUCGGCUGCAGGUCACCGAAACGGUCAUUUCUUUGCGCCGUCUGUUGGACUGGGCGACGUUGCUCAAGAACUUGUCGCCCGUGCUGCAGUGGUAGGAGCAGCGGUGCCAGCAGUGUGUGCGCGCUGGUUGUAGCAAACGAGAGGGUGAAGACAUAGAGAGAAGCAAAAAACAACAACAACAAACCAUCGAUCGAGAGUGUACGAAUGUUUUUGAUUUGCCCAUUUUGCAUCGCAAAAACCUGCUGCUUGGUGUGUUGUUUGCACUUGCAACAAACUUGCAGCUGGAUAGCUAAUUGAAGUAAAGACAACAGUGAGAGUUCCAAACCUGGAGUGCGUGAAACAGUGCACACACACACAUACACGUACGACAGCAUUUCUAACGGUGCUGCCAUAAAACAUAUCGAACCAUUUGGUCUGUACAGCACGGUCUGGCGAUAAGAAGACGGCAAAGGAGUGCAAUCAUUACGGCAACCAUCGUACGAUACAUCGCAGAAGCACUGUAAACAAUCCGCUGCUGGUGGCCAGCCAUACGGCUUAAGCGCACAUCCGGCUUGCGAGAUGGCAGAACCGAAUGCGCUGCCACCGGAUGUGAACCCGGAAAACAAUCCCAUCCCCGGUGCACCGCUAAUCAAUCCCGGUCGGCCGAGAAACAAUGUGCAGAAUCCCCUAAUAAACGUGCGCGAUCGGUUGUUUCAUGCGCUUUUCUUCAAAACGGCCAUCGCCUACGCCCAAACUAUACCACGACCGGUGCGGCGGGCAAUCGAGCUGAUGAUGCUGCUGAAAGCGCUGACGGCGUUUUUCAUCCUUGCCUACAUCCACAUUCGCUUUUCGCAAACACCAACAACGUGCCUGGAGCACGUGAAAAAUCAUUGGCCGCGUGAUGGCAUUUUACGUGUGGAAAUUGCAAGUCUUAGUCAAAGUGAGUACGACGGUAGCAAGCCAGGCUCGGCCGAAAUUUUGGACGAAGGUGACGUGAAUGUGUUGCGGAAUACGCUAAAAAAUGGAAUGAUCAGCAUCGAUCCUUCGACGACGUUACCGCACGAGGAAGAGACCAAUCAAAACGGGGUGGAUGUGGUGGUGCAGCACAGUUAUGCCAACAGUAGCCCGCUACCAAGCGAAAAGGCACCGUACGGACAUGAGCCGAUGACGUCGGACCUUUACUCUGCUACGCGCCAGGAGAACGUGAUCGUGACCGAAAAUCUUACCGGAGUUACAAUCGACAGCACACCGUACCCGGGUGGUAACGAGAUGGCAGGGAAGGAGUCUGCUACAGUACUAAAUCGGAAGGCAUCGGAAGCCACUGCUGCUGGUGCUGCUGCUGCUGCUGCUGCUGCUGCUGCUGCUACUACUAAUGCCGCUACCAUGCUGGGAGAGACAGAAGCUCAGCCACAGGACAAUGUGGUGGUAUACACCAAUGAGACUAUCAUGAAGUCGCUCGGUCUGCCGUCCGGUUUGGCCGGAGGAGAAGAACUCAAAUCGGACGUACCGGUGAUGGAAAAGCUGCGUAAUGUUGGUACGCAAAAUGAUCCAACAAUGCUCUCGGCCGAUCAGUACAUUGUAGAAUAUUCGCUUGAGUAUGGAUUUUUGAGGCUGUCUGCCGCUACCCGCCAACGGCUAAACAUUCCCGUUGCGGUCGUUCGGCUCGAUCCGCAGGUGAACAAGUGUUUCGGGGACUCGUUUAGUCGGCUGAUUUUGAAGCAUUUCCUCGGCUACGAUGACAUACUGAUGGCAUCGGUCAAGGUGCUAGCCGAGCAGGAAGACAACAAGGGCUAUCUGCGGAACGUGAUCACCGGUGAGCACUUCCGGUUCGUGUCGGUAUGGUGGAUGGGGCGCGGUUCAUAUACGGCAGCAUUUUUCAUCAUGGUGCUUUUUACAAUUUCAAUUUCCAUGCUGUUGCGCUAUUCACAUCAUCAAAUAUUUGUAUUUAUAGUGGAUUUGCUGCAAAUGCUGGAGUUCAACAUACCAGUUCGGUUUCCUGCCGCUCCGUUGCUGACCGUUAUUUUGGCGUUAGUCGGCAUGGAAGCCAUCAUGUCGGAGUUCUUCAACGACACCACGACCGCCUUCUACAUCAUCCUGGUGGUUUGGUUCGCCGAUCAAUACGAUGCAGUUUGCUGUCAUACAAAUGUCACUAAACGUCACUGGUUGAGAUUCUUCUAUUUGUAUCACUUCUCUUUCUACGCGUAUCACUAUCGGUUCAAUGGACAAUACAGCAGCCUGGCGUUGCUUACUUCUUGGCUGUUCAUUCAGCAUUCAAUGAUUUACUUCUUCCAUCAUUAUGAACUCCCUGUCAUCAUACAGCAGGCGCAGCUGCAGCAGAUCCUCAUUCAAUCGCGUAACGAUCAGGCCCAAGCACAGCAGGGCGCUUUCCAACAGCAGCGUGCUCCACGUGCAAACACGGGCCAGCAGCAACAGCAGCAGCAAGGGCCUAAUCGCCGCCCGGCCCAGCGUCCCCAGGGAUUGGCGGCAGCCGUUGCCCAAAACUACAACGUCCAGUGGACAAACUUGCUCCGCUUAUGGAGAGGUCAGAACGAUAACAACAACAACAUCGGCGACAUCCUGAACCGCUUGCCCCGCUACAGCCUGCACACGUUGAACGUGAACCACAUUAAUGGGCUGAAUGCGUCGCUGCGCGACAUUGCCCGCAACUCGAUCCAGUAUCUGCGCUCGAACCUGAACGUGGGCAUGGCGAUGCUGGGAGGAAACGCCGCCGUUAAUCUGUACAACAACAAUAACAACAUGUUCGGGCCGCAUCGAAUCGUACGGGCGGCCGUCGGGCUGGGGCACAAUCGCAACCCCACGCUGCAGGACGUUCCGUUGAAUGAUGACGGUACGGACCGAGACCGGGAGCCGCCCAUCGAUCGGCGCAGUAACUAUCAGCGCAACUAUGAGGAAAACAAUUUCAUUUUCCCCGAGGCGGUACUUACCACCCAGCAGCAGCAGCACCAGCAUCAGCAGCAGCAGCAACAGCAACAGCAGCAGCAGCAGCAACAACACCAACAGCCGACGGAAUCACAGUCCCACAGUCAGCGGGAUGGUUCGUCCAUUGUUGGGGGCAGCUUCAGCCCGGACGUGUCGGCGUCUUACCGAACCGCUUCGAUCGACGAUCGACAGCAAAAGACCCCGAUCGACAGCAUGUCACUGGCGCAGGACGCCAGCGAUGCUCAUCGCAUGAUCAAGAAGCAGCAGCAGCAACAGCAGCAUCCGUUGGACGUAACUCCCGGGACUGCCAUUGAAGUGCCAGUCGUUACCAUCAUGGAACGGGCGACGACCAGCGAAGCCGCUAGUCAACCACCAGCUGACAGUAGUCAAGAUUCCAGCAGCAACAGUAGCAGUAGUAGACGAGGGGUGACCGAAGCGAUCGCCAAUGUCGAUGCGGACCAAACAACGCUGCGGAGGCGGCAAACCGAUCCAGCGAAACCGAACGAAUCAUUGCUAUAAAAUUGGCAGACACUUCUGCACAUCAGCGGCUCAGAAACCGAGAACGACGAGAAGCGCAAGCUCCUCUCGCGCAUGCGUGUGAUGCUGAUGUAUUUCUGUAUUGAUGUUUCACCGAUAGGUUUGAUUUUCUGUUUGAGUCACUAUGUUUUUAUUUAAAUGUUUCUUAAUGCAUUCAGAAAAGGGUUUAUUUAUAAAACAGUUUAGACCGGGCCAUGGUUAAGCCAUGGGUUGAGAAAAGGGGCAUAAGGAAAGGCUCCCGUGUUUUGUGCUUGUGAUAUGUGAAAGGGACAACUGACACGCUGCAGCUAUUCGUGUGUAUCCGUUACAUUUACAAAUACCAAUAAAAAGGAAAAUGGCUCUAAACACUAAGCAAACGAUCGUGAAGCGUUCGUGAAUGAAAGGCAGUUGAGUUGCUACUUGCUGUUCACGACCAUUUUGGAACAAAGUGCAAAGUGUUGUGAGUGAAAACGCGAUGGCAAAACACACUCACUCACAGCACUCACACAUGAAUUGUACAUACGGAGGCGAUGAAUGUUGAUGUUUUUAAUCAUAUUAAAGUAUCUGUUUUAUUAUUAUUUUUUCUUCUAUCAAUUUUGGUGAACGAAAGUGUAAAUGAAUUAUUCGUGGGCGUUUCGUUUGCUUUCUUUGGUUUUGAUCGGGGAAAAUGGGAACAUUUCACGCCCAACACGGGGAUGUGGUACGAGAUAUUAGCGCAACCCCUUGUAGUCAGUUAGAUGUCGGUAAAACCAUACCCGUUGGACCGGUGUACCGGUUCAUCAUGCGGGUGGUAGGGGUUUGCGGUCGACUUAUUUUGUGAGUUCAUAGUUUCUGGCCAAAAUGCUCUCCCAAGCAACGUCCCCAUUCCUCCCUUCCCUUUCAUCAGACUACCCAUAUUGAUAAAAUGAUUACGAAACAAUGCCUAAACGAGCUUCAUUUAUUCAGCUUUCACAGUUCCCUAAUACAGUGUUGGGUUAAACAAUUGCAGGCAAAUAAAAACAAAAACAAGCAAGUCAACAACCAAAA
Anopheles arabiensis is the source of this 4575-nucleotide messenger RNA. RefSeq lists its product as uncharacterized. Gene Ontology annotation, cellular component: endoplasmic reticulum. Lineage: Eukaryota; Metazoa; Arthropoda; Insecta; Diptera; Culicidae. The transcript has 11 exons. Gene Ontology annotation, biological process: response to endoplasmic reticulum stress; positive regulation of ERAD pathway. Bases 673 to 3552 code for a protein of 959 amino acids. The record is from RefSeq and is a predicted model, not a curated record.